CAGAAGCGACAGUCAUCGUUCGUGCGAAAUUUGACAUUUGGCUGUCCAUUGGCCGAAUUUGGGCGACAGAACUAAUUCCAGUUUUAUUUUUAAUUUAGAAAUAAACCUUUUCUUUAUUGCAGUAUUAUACUGCAAAAACGAAACGUUUGCUUUUAAAGUUUCCUGUUAAAUACACCGUCGCCAAAACGACUGGCCAAAAUACAAUGGAAGUCGACGAGGAAGAUUUCGAAGUGCCAACAUCGAGUAGCAAGGGUGAAAAGAAGCGUUUCGAUGUGAAAAAGUGGAAUGCUGUGGCAUUGUGGGCUUGGGACAUUGUUGUUGACAAUUGUGCCAUUUGUCGUAACCACAUUAUGGAUUUGUGUAUCGAAUGCCAAGCAAAUCAAGCAUCUGCUACCAGCGAAGAAUGCACAGUUGCUUGGGGCGUCUGCAACCAUGCUUUUCAUUUCCAUUGCAUCUCACGUUGGUUGAAGACACGACAAGUAUGUCCGUUGGACAACAGGGAAUGGGAAUUCCAGAAAUAUGGUCACUAAACCAGAAGAAAUAAUUUUACAAAAAUACCUACGUGCACCACGAGUCACAAGACGUGAUUGUGCUGUGCUGGCUUACUUUCAGAUUAAUAACGUUUUAAGCCGCAAAAGAGCGAUACAUAAGAAAAAAAUACAUUAUAAUUUAACAAACUGAUUUGUAUACAAACUUGCUUAACUAAUUUAUCUUUGAAAUAAAACCAUACUAUUGAAAAGUAA
Molecule: messenger RNA, 743 nt
Organism: Rhagoletis zephyria (snowberry fruit fly)
Lineage: Eukaryota; Metazoa; Arthropoda; Insecta; Diptera; Tephritidae
Gene: Roc1a
Product: Regulator of cullins 1a
Molecular function (GO): zinc ion binding
Source: RefSeq, a predicted model, not a curated record